AUGGAGCAGGUAGAACUGAGCAUUCGAGGCAAAAAUAUAGCCGUUGAGGCAGAAGUUACUUGUACCAAGUCUAGUAUCCCUUCGCAGGGACUUGUGAAUAUUAGCGCUCUCUCCGAGGAUAAAGGGAAAGAAAAGAAGGGUGUGUUAACUCCAAACACUAAAGUGAGAGAAGCAGAUCAAAACAAUGGUGCAAGAAGAAAUGAGAAUGAGAAUGGUGGUGCAGCAGGCAAGAAGGUUGGACUUCUGAAAGGGAAGCAACACGAGCUUAAAGGUCAGGCAAGACCAUCAAGUCCUUUCCGUACUCGUCCUGAUGCAUCAACACAUAAUUCAGAUAUAGAUGCUUUAAAAACCAUGGUGGCCCGAACAUCUUCAAAAUUGCAAGCAGUGGAAUGCACAGCCAAACAAGAAAGCAUCGACAUGAAUUUUUGGUCAAAUAAUAGCAACAGAAAGCAAUCUCCUGAGGCAACAUCUUGGUCCAAAUUGCCAGCCAAUCUUCUUAAACCUGGAAAGGGAAUGAUUAAAAGGAGAAACUUAGCUGCUUUGGUAUUGGCGGAAGUUCAAAAAGAAGCAAUUGCAUCAGCAAAUCUUGUCAAGUGCCUAAGCACGUUUGCCGAUCUUUGUUCAUCUGCCUCGCCAGAAAACCCUCAUAUCUACCUUACUAAGUUCUUUACACUCUACCGACUUAUAGAAAAAGCAGACGUUACAAUUCUAACAAAGGAUGUGUCUGAUAAUUUCUCAGUAAACUUAUCGUUGGAAGAUAAAGACAAAUCCAACAGAAAAUCAGGUUCCUUACACGGGAGCAGUAUGACAAUAACUCCAAAGCCCUCAAUGGAGCUUAGCAGGGCUGAUAAAUUAGAAUGGUCAAAGGGAGGUGGUUCCACAGAAAUUAAGGAACUCAGGGAAAUUCUUCUACAUGAAUCACAAUCCUGGUUUCUCAAAUUCUUGGAUGGAGCACUUGAUAAUGGCUUCCAGCUGGAUUAUCAGGAAAAGAAAGGGAAGGAGAGUUUUGGACGUUUUAUGGAACCAAACAACCACAUCGCUACCGCAUUGUCACAGCUGAAGCAGGCAAAUGACUGGUUAGAUAAACUCAGGAGCAAGUUGAGCUCAGAGAAAAAUGAGAUGCUCGAGAUUGUUGAUAGCUUGAAGCAAAAGGUUUAUGCUUGUUUGCUUGCUCAUGUGGAUUCUGCAGCGCGAGCAUUGGAAAAUAGAAAGCCGGUCUGAUGAAGUGAUUCGGCAAGAAUGGACUGGUAUAUCCUUCUUUUGCUCAAGAAAUCUAAAUUAUAAGUAAUUUAUUCAUUUGCUUACUUUUUAUUUUAUGAUCAGCUUAAGCUAUUGCCACUUUUCAGAUGAUAAGUAGCUGAUCACCUUUAUAGAUAAUGUAUCUAUGAAUAAAGUUUGUGUAUAUAAGAAGAAUGAAGUCCUUAAAAGGAUGGACGUUUUAACA
Olea europaea var. sylvestris is the source of this 1444-nucleotide messenger RNA. RefSeq lists its product as uncharacterized. Lineage: Eukaryota; Viridiplantae; Streptophyta; Magnoliopsida; Lamiales; Oleaceae. The record is from RefSeq and is a predicted model, not a curated record. The coding region runs from base 1 to 1221 and encodes 406 amino acids. The transcript is spliced from 6 exons.